AUCAAGGAGCUCCUUGAUCAUAAGAGGUAUCUCAUUGUUAUCAAUGAUGUAUGGAACCUAGCAGCCUGGGAAGCUAUCCGCCUCAAAUUGCCAGAAAAUAAUUCCGGCAGCAGAAUCAUUGUGACAACUCGGAUAGAGACGGUGGCCAAGGCAGCUAGUGUCUACUUUGUCCAUCAUAUGGAGCCCAUGAAAUUAGAGGCUAGUAAGGAACUGUUCAUGAAUAGAGUAUUUGGCCCCAUGGCUUAUUGGCUGGGUGGACAGGAAAAAUACAUGGACACAAUUUUGAAAAAAUGUGGCGGGAUGCCAUUGGCCAUCAUUAGCAUCGCCAGCCUUCUGACAAACUAUAGGUCGGUUGAAGGCAUAACAGUAUGGGAAAGAGUUUCUAGAUCAAUUGGUUCUCAGAUGGAGAGCCACCCUACCCUCGAGAGGAUGAGGCAGGUGAUUACACUCAGCUAUGACUACCUGCCUCGUCAUCUCAAGGCCUGCAUGAUGUAUCUCAGCAUUUUCCCAGAGCAUUAUGUGAUUGGAAAAUAUAGGCUGCUAUACAGAUGGAUUGCCGAAGGUUUGGUCACUGAGAAGCGAGGGCUGACUUUGUUGGAGGUUGCACAAGAAUAUUUGAAUGAGUUGAUAAAUAGGAACAUGAUUCAGCUGGAAAAGUUUGUAUUGGAACAAUAUGGUUCUACAAAAGUAGAAGUAGAGGGGUGCCGGGUGCAUGACAUGAUCCUUGAGGUCAUGGUGUCCAAAUCCAAGGAUUAUGGCCUUGAGAAGCUCUUGGACCGUCUAGGCGAGUUCAAAUUGCUCAGGGUACUUGACCUAGAAGAUUGCAAGUCCCUGCGAGAUAAGCACAUGAGAGAUGUUUGCCGAUUGUAUCUCCUCAGGUUCUUGAGCUUGAGGGGUACAAAUGUCAAAGCGAUUCCUGACAAAAUUGGCAACCUAGAGCACUUGGAGACUCUUGAUAUAAAAAGUACAAGCAUCGGGAAGUUGUUGCCGCAAACUGUGACAAAGCUGAGCAAACUAGAGUGCCUCAGGUCCAAUGAGUGGCUUCUGCCACGGGAGCUAGGGAACAUGAAGGCGUUGUGCGUGGUGGACACGGGAAUCCUCGAUGGCGAUGAUGUUCCAUUGGUUACCCAAGAGAUCGGCAAGCUACCACAGCUGCAGGUGCUAAGUAUCCGAAUUGAUACGGAUGAGUUCUUGCAGGAGUCUUUGACUAACCUUGCCACCUCCCUGAGCAAGACAAGCACUCUCCAAUCGCUCCAUCUGGAAUACUACGGGGGUAAGGACGGUUUGGAGUUUCUCCUUCAUGUCUCCACGCCGCCACCACUCCUCCAAUUCCUUGGUGUAUAUGGCCGCAUCAGCCAACUGCCUGAAUGGAUCUCAUCACUCACACACCUCACCAAGUUUGUUCUAGGACGGACAGAACUUGUUGGCGACCAGUUAUUUCAUGUCUUGUGUAAGUUGCCAAAUCUGCAGAGCAUCCAACUGGGGCAUGGUAGCUACAAAGGACCAGGACUAGUUGCACGUGACCAAAGUUUCCCGGUGUUGAGGAUCUUGAAGGUGUUCGGAUGUAGCACCAUGCUCACAUUCGAGAAAAAAUCAAUGCCAGAGCUCGAGACACUUGUAUUGGACUUUGGUGACAUUACCCAAAUGGGCUUUGUUGGCGUCGAGAACUUGAACAGCCUUAAAGAGGUCAAGCUCCGUGGUUGGAAAAGCAACCCAGCAAUGCAGCGUGCAGUUGAGCAGCUCAAGACUCUCUCUGAGUCCAACAAGAUCAGAGUUGUAGUGGACUGGUGA
Messenger RNA from Triticum dicoccoides, 1791 nucleotides. RefSeq names its product disease resistance protein RGA5-like. The annotation marks the transcript as partial. Gene Ontology annotation, biological process: defense response to other organism. The record is from RefSeq and is a predicted model, not a curated record. The transcript is spliced from 3 exons. Lineage: Eukaryota; Viridiplantae; Streptophyta; Magnoliopsida; Poales; Poaceae. Gene Ontology annotation, molecular function: ADP binding.